AUGGCCACUCCGGCGCCCUCUCUGGCCCCGGCGCCCUGCCCGGCUCCGUUGGCACCCGCAUUGGCCGCCAAGCCGACCAUCUCACCGUCACCCGGACCGGGCACUCCCGGAUCCGUCACCUCCAAGGAAUGGGUGAUUCCCCCUCGUCCCAAGCCCGGUCGCAAGCCCGCCACCGAUACGCCCCCUACCAAACGCAAGGCUCAGAAUCGAGCCGCCCAGAGAGCCUUCCGGGAACGCAGGGCAGCUCGCGUCAACGAACUCGAGGACCAGAUCAAGAAAAUCGAGGACGACCAUGAGAUCCACGUGGCGACAUUCAAAGACCAAAUCUCCAACCUCUCUCACGAGGUCGAACAAUGUCGGAGUGAAAUGGCCUGGUGGCGCGACCGCUGCCACGCUUUGGAAAAAGAGGUCUCUGUUGAGCGCAGCGCCAAGGAAAGCCUCGUGAAGGAGUUCCGGUCGUCAUUGUCAGACAAGAACAGCUCUCGCGCGGACAAGGCUCCCUUGACACGCAUUCCUGCCAGAGCCUCUUCUGCGGCAGCUCGUGUAGCUGAGGAGGAGCGGGAGGAGGUGCCCCUGGGCUGCAGCAACUGCUCGUCCGGGCACUGUCAGUGCAUCGAAGACGCCUUUGGCAUGCCAGGUAUCGAGAGUGCCUCAUCCCAAUCCAAGCGGCCUGGAAGUUCGAACCGCCUCGAGCCCGAAAUCAAGCCCGAGCCCGAGGAGAUGGAAAUCGACUUCACAACGCGAUUUGCGGCCCCCCAUCACAUCCAGGACGAUAGCGUCACUACCGUGUCCUCUCCGGCCGUCGAUCCCUGUGGGUUCUGUACCGAUGGCACGCCCUGCAUUUGCGCUGAAAUGGCCGCCCAGGAGGAGGAGCGUCGGCAGCGGAACUCGUUCGAGAACAACCGGCUGGCACCUAUUCAGAAUUUGUCGCAGUUCACGCCGCCACCUUCGGAUGGAGACGUGCGGUCUGAGGUGACGCUCCCUCCCAUCGGCCAGGCGACCAACCCCUGCGCCAAUGGCCCGGGGACCUGUGCUCAAUGUCUGGCCGAUCCCAGGCGGACCCUUUUUUGCAAGACGCUGGCGGCCUCCCGCUCCGCGAGCGCUGCCUCCUCCGGCUGCUGCGGCGGUAAAGGCGCCGAUGGUGGAUGCUGCAUGUCGCGCAACUCCAACCCUCAGCGCAGCGGGUCAACUCAACAACCCUCCAGCUCGCGUCGCUCCGCCACCCCAUCCCUGACCUUGUCCUGCGCCGACGCCUUCACCACUCUAUCCCGCCACCCGAACUUCUCCCGAGCCAGCGAUGACAUCUCCUCAUGGCUUCCCAAGCUCCACACUCUCCCGGACCCCAACUCCAACCAACAGGAAGUCGUGCAACCAGGGUCCCGAGCUGCACUAGAGGUCGAAGCCGCCAGUGUCAUGGGAGUGCUGCGCUACUUUGAUCGGCGAUUCGCCGACAAAUAA
Molecule: messenger RNA, 1458 nt
Organism: Aspergillus sclerotioniger CBS 115572
Lineage: Eukaryota; Fungi; Ascomycota; Eurotiomycetes; Eurotiales; Aspergillaceae
Gene: hapX
Product: bZIP transcription factor HapX
Exons: 1
Coding region: 1-1458 (485 amino acids)
Cellular component (GO): RNA polymerase II transcription regulator complex; nucleus
Molecular function (GO): transcription cis-regulatory region binding; DNA-binding transcription activator activity, RNA polymerase II-specific
Source: RefSeq, a predicted model, not a curated record